AUGAAUCUUGCUCGCCAUUCCAUCAGUUCUACAACUCCAGUCCUUAUAUUCGACGUCCAGUUCGACCCAGAUUGCCAUAUAUUUACUGCCUCAACACAAGCCGGGUUCGCUGUCUAUCGUGCAUGGCCCCUCCAAUUACUUCGCAAGCGAGAACUAACUGGUGGAACUCUCGCCGCCGUAGUACCACUACAUACAUCGUCUCUACUGUUCCUCCUCGGAGGCGGACGCAGUCCACGCUAUCCUCCUAAUAAGGUCAUCCUCUGGGACGAUGCUCUGGGGCAAGAGGUUGCUGAGCUAGAGUUCAGGGAGAGGGUACGCGGGCUAGCGUGUAGGCGAGGCUGGCUGGCGGUAGCUCUGCGGAGACGAGUCGUCGUGUUUGAGUUGGGAGACGCGGUCACCAGGUACGGAGAGUGGGAUACCUGCGAUAAUCCGAGAGGCUUGCUUGCGAUUGCAACUGCUACACAUUCGACUCUAUUGGUGAUACCAGGCCGUCAGAUGGGCCAUGUACAAUUAGUUCACCUCCCACCAUGUCCCGCCCCUGAAAUCACUGGUCCUCCACCUUCGACUGCGCCUGUGAAACCUCCACCAGCACCAUUGAAACAUCCAGUUUCCAUCAUAGCAGCUCAUACGACCGCUCUGACUACACUCUCUGUGCCACCUUCUGGUCAUUUACUCGCUACUACCUCAUCAAGAGGGACUCUAAUUCGCAUAUGGGAUUCCACGACCGGGAAACUAGUCAGGGAACUCCGUAGAGGUACAGACAAAGCCGAGAUUUACGGGGUCGCUUUUCGCCCUGACGAACGAGAGAUAUGUGUAUGGAGCGACAAGGGCACUGUACACGUAUUUUCCCUCGCCAGUGGUUCCGGAGCAUCUAACCGACAAUCGACCUUUUCUCCAUUGACGCCAUUUAUACCCCUACCAAAGUAUUUUGGAUCAGAAUGGUCUUACGCUCAAUAUCGUAUUCCCUCGCAAUCAGCACACAUAUCUAUCUCAACACCUCCCUCCAAGCCAGCAACCGCUGAUGUAGUCGACGAAGAGAAGUGUGUGGUAGGAUGGAUCCAAGCGCCUUCAGAUAAUCAGGAAGACCCUGGUCGAGGACCGUUAAUUGAGCAUCAACUCAUCGUGCUGACAUACACUGGUGGUUGGUAUCGCCUCUCUCUGCCCACUUCCACGUCGUCCGCAACGUCCUCGAGCGUGCCGAUAUCUUCCCCGAUAAGUGCCGCGGUGUCAGCUUCACCACCCAUUGUGCGGGCAAUGUCCGCUGCGCGCCCACGAUCGACCAGCGGUUCGUCAUUCGCUGGCCACUCGGACAAGGGCAAGGAGAGAGAACAGGAGAAGGACGGAAAGGACAGUCGAGAUUGUACCUUGCGCGAGUUCAGGAGGUUUGGUAGGUGGGAUGGGUGGGGAUAG
Sparassis crispa is the source of this 1410-nucleotide messenger RNA. RefSeq names its product SVP1-like protein. The record is from RefSeq and is a predicted model, not a curated record. Gene Ontology annotation, molecular function: phosphatidylinositol-3,5-bisphosphate binding; phosphatidylinositol-3-phosphate binding; protein binding. Gene Ontology annotation, cellular component: cytosol; phagophore assembly site membrane; extrinsic component of membrane. NCBI's taxonomy places the organism in Eukaryota, Fungi, Basidiomycota, Agaricomycetes, Polyporales, Sparassidaceae. Bases 1 to 1410 code for a protein of 469 amino acids. The transcript is spliced from 4 exons. Gene Ontology annotation, biological process: protein localization to phagophore assembly site; nucleophagy; autophagy of mitochondrion.